GACUUUAGCCUAGUGGUUCUAAGAGAAAUUACCAGUGCUAGAGGUGAUAGGUUCAAUUACCCUUAACUGCAUUUAUUUAUUUUGGCCCUAAAUAUAAAAUGGGAUACAUGUCACUCCUAAAACGUACGAAUUGAUGAUGUGACUUCACGGGAGAGAGACGAACAUUUGUUUUUAUAUAUAGAUAUUAUCUUACCACGUUUCACUCUUUAUAGACACGAAAACAAUAAAGAAUGUCAAAAAGAGAGGCCCGUAAUUAAGUCACGAAAAGUAGAACUAGGCCCAAGUAUAGUAAUAGCCUUUGUUGUUCACACUAGGAGAGCAAAAUGUGUAGACAAAGAUGUAUUCUUCUUCUUCUUCGUUUGCACUUAUCAUAUGCGACUCUGUCUUUGCUCUUCACUUCAGUUUCUAAUUUCUCUUUUGCAGGAUUAAGUAAAAGACGAAACUUCAACACCUUCUUUUGGUAAAACUUUAGCUUUGAGUUAUUGUAGGGUUUUCUAAGAAACGGUGAAUGAUGUACUUGUUUAAUGCUUGAAAUGAACGAUCACUAUAUUUCAACACCUUGUGCAUCAUAGUUUUUUUACCAUAAAAGCAUAUCAGUGUUGAAUCCUAAAUCCGGUAAUGGGGUUUAGAAGACGAUUAUCAGAAGUUAAAUGUGAUUAGAAAGAAGCCAAAUGUUUCGUUUAUUGAAGUGUAAGCAAAAGACCGAAAAGAGAUAAGAACUAAACUCAAAGCUAUUUCUCUCUCUAAUCUCUCUCUAAAUUCCGCUUUGUGUGCUCCCUCCCUUCCUUAGUCAUGAGCCUUCCUCUUUAUACACAUUGCGUGGGAAAUAGUUGUUGGUUCGUCAUCAUUAUUUUCUGACUCGCCACAGUGCUCGGCGGCGUUGUUAAUGUUUAGGUUCGGCGCCGUAAUAGGUGUUUUCUCCUAUCCUUGCUUCCCGGGUUCGAUGGCGUGUCAGGUCGCUCUGACGGGCAGGUGAGCUGGUUUGUCUCGAGGCAGAUUGGCACGUGAUGGCCACGCUUUCUUCUUGGGCUUUGCUCCCAUGCUUGGGCCUUUACUUCCAAAACCGGGCCGAGUAAACUCCUGGGCCAUGACGCCAGACGGGCCCAUAUCCAACAAUCAGGAUUCAGGGCCGCACAACCACCAUUGAGUCACAUGCUGAUGCUGCUGUCGUUGGACAUUUUGUUUCCAUGAGUUAUCGGUGGCUUUACACUUUAUCAUCUUCAUCUUUUAGCUAGGUUCCAUGAUUUUUUUUUUCAUUUAUGUGAAUAAUCUUUCUCGUGUUGCCAGCAAACAAAAAAGAUUUCAUAAACACCUUCCCACCGAUACUUUAUAAAAUGUACUCACAACUUCGAAGCUAUUUUUUACAUUUAUAAUUUACAAAUCAAUGUCUGCUGAUAUAAAUACCAUACCAAAUUGUUUGCUUCAGACUCAAGUCACCCAAGAGUCACAAUGAAUAACAAUAAGACAGCAAUCCCAUUCUUAUUCAUCUCUUUGUUCCUUCUAGUCUCGGCUGCUGCGGUAACAACCGGGGCAGAAGUAAAACACGUCAAAGACACAAACGGAAACCCAAUUCAGAGACAGACCCAAUACUUCAUCCAACCAGCUUCAGGCAAGAAAGAAGGCGGUCUUGUCCCAACAAGCAUUGACUUAGCCCAUUCGUGUCAACUAGGUGUUGUCCAAACAGUCCUUCCAUUUCAACCAGGCAUACCUAUUACUUUCUCUACUCCAUUCUUCGACAUAGGCAAUGAUAUAUGGAUAAACACGAACCUAACAAUCGCUUUUGAGUCACUGAUCUGGCCAUGCCCUUCCUCAAAGAUAUGGAAAGUUGAAUCCUCGUCGUCGUGUACCAACAAGCGUUAUGUAACGACUGGUGGUAGCUCUAGCAGGAAAGAUAGCUUUUUUAGGAUUCAGAAAUAUGGAAACGAACAAAAUACUUACAAGCUCGUUCAUUACCAGAGUUACUCGGCUAUAAACGGUAUUAAGAGUGUUGGUACCACCACCAGCUUUUACGGUGACCCCAUACUUGUUCUUAACGAUGAUGAUGACGAUAACAAUGCCUUUCCAGUUAAGUUCCGUAAGGUUGAGACAUCCACGGAUAAUUUAUUUCAGAAUUUUAGUCUAAGAAUGCUUCUGAGACUGGUGUUUAAUAAGUUGUAUUAUGGAAAAUAAUGGGUGGAAACAGCAUAUCAACCAACUAAAUGUAAUGAAAAGUUAUAUAUGUAUUUGUCAUUUAUGAAGUGUC
Molecule: messenger RNA, 2242 nt
Organism: Brassica napus (rape)
Lineage: Eukaryota; Viridiplantae; Streptophyta; Magnoliopsida; Brassicales; Brassicaceae
Product: kunitz trypsin inhibitor 2
Exons: 1
Coding region: 1450-2169 (239 amino acids)
Molecular function (GO): endopeptidase inhibitor activity
Source: RefSeq, a predicted model, not a curated record